Erigeron canadensis is the source of this 1518-nucleotide messenger RNA. RefSeq lists its product as uncharacterized. Gene Ontology annotation, molecular function: zinc ion binding. The transcript has 3 exons. The coding region runs from base 1 to 1518 and encodes 505 amino acids. Lineage: Eukaryota; Viridiplantae; Streptophyta; Magnoliopsida; Asterales; Asteraceae. The record is from RefSeq and is a predicted model, not a curated record.
AUGACUGACAUAAAUGCCCGGUUCAAGAUUAAUAUCUCAUAUUCUCAAGCUUGGAGAGCCAAGUGUUAUGCCUUGGAACUGUUGAGGGGGUCACCAGAAGCAUCGUUUGCCCAACUUCCAGCUUAUUGUCACAAUUUAAAGUUGAAAAAUCCUGGGUCGGUAACUCAUAUCAAAACAGAUAAAGAUGGACGUUUUAAGUUGUUGUUUAUCGCCAUUGGUGCAGCGAUACGUUCGUUUGUUUCUUUCUUGCGACCAGUUAUUAUAGUUGAUGCGGCACAUCUAAAAGGUCGAUAUCUUGGAACGAACUUAUUAGCAGUAGGCAUGGAUGCUAAUAAUGGGAUACUACCAAUAGCUUAUGGGGUUGGCAAAUCUGAAACCUCUGAUUCGUGGACAUGGUUUAUGGGGCAUCUUAGAGAUUGCAUGGGUACGGUUAGCAAUUUGACAAUCAUAUCCGAUAGGGCAAACUCAAUUGAUAUGGCUAUUAGAAGGUGUUUUCGAGAUGCUUUUUAUGGACUUUGUGCUGUUCAUUUGUAUAGAAAUCUAAGAUCAAGGUCUCCUGGUAUUAAACAUCACCAAUGGACAUACUGGAAAGCGGUGAAAGCUUAUCGAGAAGUGGAUUUUAAUAGGCAUAUAAAUCGUUUGAGACAUGUUAUGCCCGAGUCUGCCCAAACACUAGAAGCUAUUGGGUUUGAAAGAUGGUCAAGAGUGCACACUCUUGGAGCAAGGUAUGGUUUCAUGACAUCUAAUAGUGCAGAAUCAAUCAACUCUCUAAGUCGCCAUUCAAGGAAAUUACCCAUUACUAUGUUAAUGGAGUUUUUCCGCGCAUCUCUGCAAGAGUGGUAUUAUAGGAAAAUAAAUGUUGCAGAAUCAUUAGAACGUCGUGUUACACCAUGGACCGAAAAAAAGAUUGCAAAACGUGUUGUGAAGUCAACUUCUUGGAGAGUUGAACCAUGUUCAAACACAUUGUUUGAAGUUAUAGAUCAUAAUUUGAAUGGGCUUGUCGAUCUAGAUGCAAAGACGUGUACUUGUGGAAAAUGGCAAACUUCUGGUUUUCCAUGUGGUCAUGUUAUAAAAGUUGCUCUUCAUCUAAACCAAGAUGAUUCAAGUGUAUACGCUAUGGAGUGUUACACUUCGGAAACAUAUCGUCAAACGUAUGCCGAGAUUGUCUAUCCCAUACCACAUCCAUCUGAAUGGGAGAUACCCGAUGACUUACAAACAGUUUUGCCACCGGUUAUGGACAGAAGGCUACCUGGCCACCCCAAAAAUCAUGAUCGUAUUCCGUCUAAGGGUGAGGAGAAGAAAAACCCGACUUGUAGUCGUUGUAAGGAACGUGGUCAUACAAGGAUGACAUGUGGAGCACCGAAGCCAUCACAAACAUCUUUUCCUCUGCCCACAGAAUAUGGAUCUUCGUCAAAAUUAAAAGUUCAUUCGGCGGCAAGUAAAGGGAAAUCGAGAUCCCAACCAAAGUCAAAAUCACACUCAUCACCUUUUGGGACUAUCAACCUAAGUGAUUUUUAG